Messenger RNA from Zootermopsis nevadensis, 625 nucleotides. RefSeq names its product Ribosomal protein L32 (gene RpL32). Gene Ontology annotation, biological process: translation. NCBI's taxonomy places the organism in Eukaryota, Metazoa, Arthropoda, Insecta, Blattodea, Termopsidae. Gene Ontology annotation, molecular function: structural constituent of ribosome. The record is from RefSeq and is a predicted model, not a curated record. Gene Ontology annotation, cellular component: cytosolic large ribosomal subunit; ribosome.
UUAAUAAUCUAGAUACCUCUUGGUUGAAAUUUUUGAUUCUCACCCAAGCUCUAUUGACACCCACUUGUCGUAGGAUCACAGAUGUAUUUGAAUCUAUUCGAUAUAUCGCUGCUCAAUUCUUACCUUUUAAACAUCCGGUUUGUGAAAGGUAUUUGACUUGAUCUAAGAUGGCUAUUCGUCCAGUAUACAGACCAAGAAUUGUCAAGAAGAGAACCAAACAUUUUAUCCGCCACCAGAGUGACCGUUACAAGAAACUGAAGCAGUCAUGGAGAAAACCCAAAGGCAUUGACAACAGAGUUCGUAGGCGCUUCAAGGGUCAGUACCUCAUGCCUACAAUUGGUUACGGAAGCAACAAGAAGACAAAACACAUGCUUCCUACUGGCUUCCGGAAGGUUCUGGUGCAUAAUGUGAAAGAACUGGAAGUAUUGAUGAUGCAGAAUCGCAAAUUCUGUGCCGAAAUUGCCCAUGCAGUGUCAUCAAAGAAACGAAAGUCUAUUGUUGAACGAGCAAUGCAGCUUUCAAUUCGUGUUACAAAUGCUAAUGCUCGCCUGCGUAGUGAGGAAAAUGAAUAAAUGUCACAAGGUUCUCUGUAAAUGAUGUAAUAAAAGCUGUUUUGGGAACUGUU